Messenger RNA from Talaromyces atroroseus, 996 nucleotides. RefSeq lists its product as hypothetical. The transcript has 2 exons. Bases 1 to 996 code for a protein of 331 amino acids. The record is from RefSeq and is a predicted model, not a curated record. NCBI's taxonomy places the organism in Eukaryota, Fungi, Ascomycota, Eurotiomycetes, Eurotiales, Trichocomaceae.
AUGACCGACGCAAAGGAUAUUGGCAUUUUCCCAGCCUCUGGCGGGCUUGGAGAGAGCACAAUCCAACACUUGCUAAAAUUCAUCCCCGCAGCCAGUCUUACUCUGCUCGCUCGUAAUCCAGAGAAACGUGCUGCUGAAAGCCGACAAGGAGCUGUGGUCCGGCGCGCAGACUAUGACGAUGCAGCGUCUCUGGAGCGCGUAUUUGAAGGCAUCAGCGUCUUAUUUCUGAUUUCCUACGCUUCCUGUGAGCAUGAGCAUCGCUCCAGGGCACACCGCAUGGCAAUCGAUGCUGCCAUUCGCAGCGGCGUCAAGCACAUCUUCUACUCCUCCCUCGCGUUCGGGGGAAACCUGAGCAAAGAAACUGCAGCGCUGGUGAUGCGCGCACAUAUAGAUACCGAAGUCUACCUGGAAGAACUCGCACGAGCCCAUCAGUCGAGCUUUACAUAUACAGUCAUCCGCGAGGGCCUUUACUCCGAGUCCUUCCCAAUCUAUACAGCAUUCUUUGAUCCUAGAAACCCCGUCACCGAAAUCAAAAUCCCGCAUGAUGGAUCUGCUCCCGGCGUGGCGUGGGUGAAGCGCGACGAGCUUGGGGAGGCCACUGCAAAACUAAUCGCUGCUUAUGCUCAGAAUCCGCUGGGGUUUCCGUAUUCCAACCAAAUUCUUCUACUAACCGGCUCGAGAGUGUUGACUCUUGCGGAAACAGUGGCUGUCGUGAGCCAGAUCAUUGGGAGAAACGAUAUUAGAAUCAAGAAGGUUUCUGUGGAAGAAUAUGCUGCCCAACCGCAGAACGCGCCAAUGUUGACAUAUCACGGAGUUGAUCUGAGUAAAGAGUGGGCAACAGCCUGGAAGGCUAUUGCUAAUGGAGAGUGCAACGUUGUCACGCCAUUGCUCGGAGAGACUUUGGGGCGAGAGCCGGAGGAUUUUGAAACGACUAUUAGGAGACAAGUCGAGGGUCAAAAAUGGCACGAAUUGCAGUUGCAACGAAGGGCGUCUUGA